This is a messenger RNA of Brassica napus (rape), 1265 nucleotides long. Its product is annotated as E3 ubiquitin-protein ligase APD1-like. Bases 250 to 1209 code for a protein of 319 amino acids. The transcript has 9 exons. The record is from RefSeq and is a predicted model, not a curated record. Lineage: Eukaryota; Viridiplantae; Streptophyta; Magnoliopsida; Brassicales; Brassicaceae.
CCCUUAUUCAAACAGUAUGCUUAAAGAAGUCAAAUACUGUCUAGUCUUUGACUAUACCAUCGUUUGUCUUCUACUGGUAUACCACUAUUCAAACAGAGUAACCGUUACAUUAAUCAACUUGCAACUUUCUUCAUGGACUAACGUCCUCACAGAUUCUCAGAUUCUUCCUUUAUAACACUAGGGCUCCCAUCAAUCUUAUCAUCAUCAUCUCUCUGUUUUCUAUCUCUCUCUCUCUCUAGAUUACUUAAGAUGGAUUUUCGAGCUCAAUUACUUGGUGAUCACCCCCGCCCCCGGUGGGCCAGUUCGACGUCUGAUGUUGAAUUAAAAUUUUCAUACGCGGCUAUGGUUUUCUUUGGCUGGAUAAAUGUGGCGAUGUAUAUGCUCGCCCCUGUUUUGCGCCCAACAAAUGUCUGGAUUGGACCUAACGCUUCCAUGCUUGUUGAACCAAACUCCAUCUUUAUCAAAAGCGUUAAGGUGGAAAAUGUGUAUGGUUCUGAACCUGGUCUUCAGCUGUUUGGGUUCUAUGCAUCUCCUCCUGUUGCUGUAAUGAAUUGGUCUGAAUCUCGUUUGGUGUCUGUCUCACAUAGAUCUUACGGGGGAUGCCCUUACUAUUUGAACGAAGGAGCCUCGUUGAAUAUUUCAUAUAAUGUUAAACCUGAAGGCUGUUCAGUUCGGCUUGUGGUCGAUAAAGUAAUCGCCACUCGCUGGUUGUGGGAGGAACCUCCAAAUUAUGAGACCGCUCUCUCAUUGAAUCUGAUUCAGGGGAGUGGUGUGAUUCAACUGAACAUAAAAAAUACUGAAAGUUAUCAUCUUAAUGUGGCUAACCCCAACUUGAAGGACGUAGAGGUGGAACUGGAUAUUGAUGUGAAGGCUGUCGUGUAUGAUACUAAAGAACCACCAUUCUACAAGUGUAACUUCAGCAACAGGGCGUGCACAUUCAAUACAAUGCCUUUUGUUGGAACUUCUAUUGUUAUAACUUCACCAGCAUAUCGACAGGGAGUAUUAUCUGGAGAACAAGAAUGGUUCAUCAGAAUUUCCUAUCAAGCUAGAUGCACUUCAUAUGCCAUCGUCACUGGUCUCGUGAUUUGCUUCAUUUUGCUAUCUAUAAAACUAAAUAACUGGUUACAGCAUCAUGGGGAAGAGAGAUACGUAAUGGAUGAUGAUUCAUCGAUUAUAAGUCUACUUGUAAACAAAGAUGACGAUGUAUGAAUCAAUGUAUGAUGAAAUUAUAAAGCUUUAUAAUAAUAAAAGAUAUAAUUAAAAUA